Molecule: messenger RNA, 456 nt
Organism: Colletotrichum orchidophilum
Lineage: Eukaryota; Fungi; Ascomycota; Sordariomycetes; Glomerellales; Glomerellaceae
Product: 40S ribosomal protein S13
Exons: 4
Coding region: 1-456 (151 amino acids)
Biological process (GO): translation
Cellular component (GO): nucleolus; cytosolic small ribosomal subunit; ribosome
Molecular function (GO): structural constituent of ribosome; small ribosomal subunit rRNA binding
Source: RefSeq, a predicted model, not a curated record
AUGGGCCGUCUUCACUCCAAGGGAAAGGGUAUCUCCGCCUCGGCGAUCCCUUACAGCCGCAACGCCCCGUCGUGGCUCAAGACCACCCCCGAGCAGGUCGUUGACCAGAUCUGCAAGCUGGCCAAGAAGGGUGCUACCCCUUCCCAGAUCGGUGUCAUUCUCCGUGACUCCCACGGCGUUGCCCAGGUCCGCAUUGUCACCGGCAACCGCAUUCUCCGCAUCCUCAAGUCCAACGGCCUCGCCCCCGAUAUCCCUGAGGACCUCUACAUGCUCAUCAAGAAGGCUGUUGCCGUCCGCAAGCACCUCGAGCGCAACCGCAAGGACAAGGACUCCAAGUUCCGCCUCAUUCUCAUCGAGUCCCGUAUCCACCGUCUCGCCCGCUACUACAAGACCGUCGGUGUCCUCCCCCCUACCUGGAGAUACGAGUCCGCCACCGCCUCCACCAUCGUCUCUUAA